This is a messenger RNA of Acinonyx jubatus (cheetah), 1081 nucleotides long. It is a transcript of the gene GEMIN6, whose product is annotated as gem nuclear organelle associated protein 6. Gene Ontology annotation, molecular function: RNA binding. The coding region runs from base 46 to 645 and encodes 199 amino acids. Gene Ontology annotation, cellular component: SMN complex; nucleus. Gene Ontology annotation, biological process: spliceosomal snRNP assembly; spliceosomal complex assembly. The record is from RefSeq and is a predicted model, not a curated record. NCBI's taxonomy places the organism in Eukaryota, Metazoa, Chordata, Mammalia, Carnivora, Felidae. The transcript has 3 exons.
GGACUACAAAACAGAGACUUCUGGGGGAAGGAAGUGGCGCAAAGCAUGCUGGGUUUAGACGGUGCCGCCGGGGAGACUCCUUCCUUACCGCGUGGUUGCUGCGUGCCUUUCGCUGUGAGGAGCUGUAACUGUCAGCUGGCAGCCAUGAAUGAAUGGAUGAAGAAAGGCCCCUUAGAAUGGCAAGAUUACACGUACAAAGAAGUCAAAGUGACAGCCAGUGAGAAGGAUUAUAAAGGAUGGGUUUUAACCACAGACCCAGUUUCUGCCAAUAUCGUCCUCGUGAACUUCCUAGAAGAUGGCAGCAUAUCUGUGACUGGAAUUAUGGGCCAUGCCGUGCAGACUGUCGAAACUGUGAACGAAGGGGACCAUGGAGUGAGAGAGAAGCUGGCACAUUUGUUCAUGUCUGGAGACUGCAAGGCCUACAGCCCUGAGGACCUGGAGAAGAGGAAGAACAGCCUCAAGAAAUGGCUGGAGAAGAACCACAUUCCCAUCACUGAACAGGGAGACUCACAACGGACUCUGUGUGUGGCUGGGGUGCUGACGAUAGACCCCCCGUAUGGCCCCGAAAAUUGCAGCAGUUCUAAUGAGAUUAUUCUGUCCCGUGUUCAGGAUCUUAUUCAGGGACAUCUUGCAGCUCCGCAGUGAGAAGCCAAGAACUGGGGAUGUGCCGAUUGAAAUAAGACUUCAUUUUUAUUUUUUCCUUCGUGAAGUGUUUGGAUGUUAAGUCCAUCAUAUUACAAGACUUCAGAGGCACACGUGUGUCGUGUGUGAGUUUUCGUUCUCUGUUGUUUUGGUCAAAUCAAAGAUGGGGAUUAUGAGUGCUAAUAAAUAGGUAAACCACACGGAUAGUCUCACGUGCAACAAAAUAGCACAAGGACCCUGAGAUCAAGAGUUGCAUGCUCUUCUGACUGAGCCGGCCAGACACCUCAGUGUCCUUCCUUUUAAUUUCAACAUACAGGUGUCUAGUUUGUUUGUUUGUUUGUUUGUUUUUUAAAAAAAAACCUUCAGAGGCUCUUGCAGGGGCAAAUUAUGCUCUUGAUUGAAUUUAUUCAAGUAAACUUUAUUUCUCUAUUGUCUUGUU